CGGAAAUCCAUCGCUGCGGACGUACAAAGCUGCGGUGCGCAUAUUUGAGUAGAGUUGCGCAAGCAUGUACGGCGGCAACAACGGAGGCGGCGCGCCGCCGCAAUGGCCCUCCCGCAAACCAGCAGCCAAGAAGGCGCCCGCUCUACGCAUCACGAACAUCUCUAGCGGCGCGACCGAACUCCGCAUGCCAGCGGCGCCGCCGAGGAAGCCAGCAGCGAAGAAACCGGCCGCCAAGCGCCAGGCGUCGCCGCCGCCCGCCCCGCCGCCUCCAAGGCAGAUCGAGAACCCCAAUAAAAUCGCGAAAUGGACCGGCACGUGCGAGAACACGAGAAUCCAGUUCCCCUUCGAGCCCUACGAGUGCCAGCUCGACUUCAUGUCCAAGACGCUAGAAGCCGUCGCCACGAAGCAGACGGCUCUCCUGGAAUCGCCGACGGGCACGGGCAAAACGCUUUGUCUGUUGACCGCGACGUUGGCCUACUCCUUACCGCGAUCCUCAGAACUGGAGAAGCCUACCGUAGUAUAUGCGUCAAGAACCCAUGCGCAGCUAUCCCAGGCCGUGAAAGCUUUACGAAGUACGGUCUACCAGCCGAAGGUGGCCGUCGUCGGUAGUAGGGAGCAUUUAUGUGGCCACCCCCGCGUGUCGAAGCUGAGAGGCACGGCGCAGAACCGAGCGUGCUCUGCUUUAUGUGCUCGGAGAGCUUGUCAUUUAAGGAACGAGCUAGACCGGCAGCAAAAGGCCUCAAGGAACGCUGAUCAGAACGGGCAAGCCUUAGACAUCGAAGAAUUAGUCUCGGACGCCUCAAGACGAGGGACUUGUGCCUACUACGGUGCUAGGCACUCGCUGAAGGAGGCGGACUUGAUCUUCGCGCCCUACAACUACGUGCUCGACGAGCGCCAUCGCAACACGUCAGGUGUUAAUUGGCGCGGGUCCAUUGUUGUUCUGGACGAGGCCCAUAAUGUGGCUUCUGUGGCCGAGGACGCGGCGUCCUUUUCUAUCACCAGUGUCGAUUUAGCUGGCGCGUUGCAGGAGCUGGACCGCGCCGUCUCUGCCGCCCCGCGGCAGGAGCUCGCUUCGAACGUUGACGGCGGCGAAGGUCUUCAGAUAGGCGAGGACGAGCUGCUGUCGUUGAAACGUAUUAUUCUGGGAUUAGAAGAUGCUUUAAUGAAUACGAAACACUUAGAGGAGAAGGGCGGUGCUCUACACGAAAAAAUCUUGACGCCGGCGGGUCUGACCUGUGCGGCCGCAGGCGCGUGGUUCGCCGACGCCUGUAAAAGAGCUGGUGAUGUUGUCCAGGCGGACGCUCGUGGUACAGGUAACGCGGCGCCCAAGUUGGAACUCUUGGAGAGGGCUUGCGUGCUGGCGUUCCGCGGAGACGCUCAAUGCAAAGCAUUGGCAGAUGACCACUACCGCAUCAGAAUAGCGACGGACCAAGAAGAAGUGAAGCUGGACUACUGGUGCUUCUCGCCCGCUUUAGCGUUGCAAGAUCUGCGCAGUCUAGGCGUAUCUUCCGUACUAUGUGCGUCGGGCACGCUCUCACCCCUCCCUUCGUUUGCGGGAGAACUAGGAUUACAAACAUACGUCGGCUUGCAGAACCCCCACGUCGUCGACGCGGAGAAGGAUUUAUUGUGUGCUGUUGUUGGUUCCGGGCCCAGCAACGUAGCUCUCAAAUCUACUUAUAGUGAGAGAAGAACAAUAGGCUACAAGCAGGAGCUCGGCUUGACCAUUUGUCAAGCGGCGGAACAGUUAGAUCGAGGUGGGUUACUUGUGUUCUUUCCCUCGUACCCCGCGUUGAAUGACGCGGUCGAGCACUGGCGGGGCUCGUCCCUGUGGUCGCGGCUGGAACGGGGUCGAGCUGUUGUUGUCGAACCUAGAAAAGCCAAGGACAUGCGGACGGUCGCCGUGCAAUUUCAACGAGCGGCCUCUACGACGUGUGCCGUGCUGUUGGCCGUGUGUCGAGGGAAAGCUUCAGAAGGCAUGGACUUUAGCGACGACCAGUGUCGCGUGGUGAUCGUCACGGGCGUGCCCUACGCGCCGCCCGACGACCCGCGCGUGAAGGCGAAGAGGCGUUUUUUAGAUGACAAAAGGCGCACGGGCGACAAGAAACUACUGUUAUCGGGCGACGCCUGGUACGAGCAGCAGGCGUGCCGCGCCGUGAACCAGGCGGUUGGUAGGUGUUUGCGCCAUGCUAAAGAUUGGGGCGCCGUGCUGUUGGCUGACUCUAGAUUUGCCGAUGCGGGGCGCCGGAAGAAUCUACCGGCGUGGCUGAGGCAUGAAAUAAGACAGCCCGCGCCGUUUCGGGACGUGGCGGCGCAUCUGCGGUCGUUCAUCGACGAGCACCACGGUCGUAAGCCAGCGCCAAAGGCCUCGGAGAAGGCGUCGUCGGCCUUCGGGCUGAGUUCCUCUUCUAGAGCGUCUGCCGCACCCGUUGUGAAGACAGAAGACGCCUUCGACGCACUCGGGAAACUACAAAAGCAGGUCCGCAAGGCCCCUGCUACCGUGUCGGACCCUCGAGUUUCCGCGUUCCUGGCCAAACGAACUAAAGUAGAGCAGCCCCCGGCGAAGACGCUGCGGCGCGAGGCGCCUUUGGUGGAGAGGAAGCCUUCGCUACCGAAGAAGAAAGCAUUACCCGUCGUGAAGCGGGCGCCCGUCGCGUUUCCCGCCACAUCUUCUGGAACAAGGGUCAAGGACGCGGUCGCGGCCUUUCCGAGUCGUAAACAAGAGAGCGUCGCCGCGCAACUCAUGAAGGAGUCCGAGCCGCUGCGCGAUCCGGAAAUCAGCGAUGCGGACGCAGCUACGGCUAUAAAGCGCCUCGCGCGCAUACCCGCUUCGCUAGACGCGCUGCGCGAGUCCAAGGCCGGGCGGCGCCUCGCGACCUACGUACGUAGAGUAGAUGGCGCGUGCCCGGCGGCGGAGCGGUUAUUGGAACGGUGGAAGGCCCUCGCAAAGCCGGCCGACGACGACGAAGGCUACGCGGACGUUGCGAGCGCCGAGGCAGGGGCACGAGCGGAGGAGCGGGCGCGGCGGCACCUCGACGACUACCUCGGGCGCGCGCCGAUCCCUGCGCCGGCGCCUCAACAACCGAAGCCGUCGCGGCCGCCGCCCGCGGGCGUCGGGACGUCGAAACGCGCGCGCAUGCUACUUUCUUAUACUAAUGUUUAG
This is a messenger RNA of Pelagomonas calceolata, 3160 nucleotides long. NCBI's taxonomy places the organism in Eukaryota, Pelagophyceae, Pelagomonadales, Pelagomonadaceae. The record is from the annotation of a GenBank genome assembly.